Messenger RNA from Coregonus sp. 'balchen', 42060 nucleotides. Lineage: Eukaryota; Metazoa; Chordata; Actinopteri; Salmoniformes; Salmonidae. The record is from the annotation of a GenBank genome assembly.
AUGGAUGAGGAGAAGAGCCCCCCUGUCAGCUCAUCUGAGCCCCCUGAUGAUGGGGACCCACGUCCCCCCACUCCGCACCCCAAUCCCCCCACAGACACCCCAGCCUCCACCCCUAGUCCAACCCCCACACCCACCACAGGUGAGUGAACUGUUGUGGCAUUGACAGUACUGAAGGUCUAGGGCACAUGUGUCAAACUCAUUUCACAGAGGGCCGAGUGAGAGCAAGUUUUCGCUCCACCCUUGUACUUGAUUGGUGAAUUAAGGUCACUAAUUAGUAAGGAACUGUCUAAGUCUUAACUGAAAGGAAAAACCAAAAACCUGCAGAAACUCAGCCCUCCUUGGAAUGAGUUUGACACCCUGGUCUAGGGGAAGGUAAUGUCACUACAUGACAAGUGCCAUCCUGUACAUAAAGAGAGGACAGAAUGGAAGGAGGCCCUAUUCAAAUACUAUAAACAUGUAUCCUUCCCCUCCAUCCCAUCCUUGGAGUCUGAAAGAGGAGGAGAGGAGGACGACACAUCAGAUAACUCUGAUGCAUUGUCAAUUGUGUUAAUGUGUGCAGGUGCAGUGUGUGUUUGUGAUGGGUUGGAACAUGCCUGUCUCAGUGAAUGGGGGAAGUGAUUACCAUCAACAGGGAUUGUCUGGAUGUUUUUGGAGUGUGUUUGUGUAUGAGCGUAACUAAGUUAGGGAGAUGAGCAGUGUGUGAGUGUAUGGUUAUGUUUUCGUGUGCACAUGUGUAUGUGUGCGUGUAUGCUUGUGCAUACAUGCAUACAUUCAGGAGAGAGAGAGAGACUGUACACACAUGGACAGUGGCUGAGUGUUGAAAGGGACCGGUGUGUGUAUACUGUGUGUGUAUGUCUGUAUUACGUGUGUGUGUGUUACCCUAAACAAGCCCUGAACAAUGUGUUUGUGCUCCCAGUGGAGUAGACAUAGUGGGAGUCUGUACAGUACAGUAGGUCAUAAUGAAGACCAGAUCUGUCUCUGUACUCUCUUCCUACCAGGACACCUAACUCAGCUCACUGUCAAAGCAACAGUAUGAAGUAUAGUAAGGAGACUGUGUGUGUGCAGUGUAACAAAGAGCCUGAAUGAAUGACGACCUUUGGUGCUUGUAGGGACAGCUCAGGGCUUCGUGCCCUCUUCUAUCCCUCUUUUUGGUUUCCGGUUGAGGUUUGGAAUUGGGCAACAAAGAGUCAACAUAAAGCCUGAUUGGUCAUGGUGAGAUUUAUUGGUGGAGAGAUUUAUUGAUAGGCGUGAGGGAGGAGGUGGGUGUGUGUGAAUGAUUCUGUGUUUUGAUUGGGUAGAAGUGUCUUCAUCCCACCUUUGCUCUAACUCUAUUGGCUGCUUGUUUCAUCUCUAUUUGCGUCCUAAAGCUCCAGGAAGUCCUGGUAAGAGUACAGCGCUGUUUAAGAUAGAAUAGAGGGAGCCGGGGUUAGGGAAGUCUGGUUCCCAUGUCAAGCGAUUUGUUGCCAUGGGAACCAGCCACAAAAAUCCUCCAUGGUGGGAGGAGUCUUCUAUAGGGCAAGUCUCAACCCAGAACACUAGGAUCUAUAUUAUAGAAGAAAAAAAGUAGAAAAAUGUAUGCACUCUAACUGUAAGUCGCUCUGGAUUAGAGCGUCUGCUAAAUGACUAAAAUGUAAAUGUAAACACAAUAACAUAGGAACAUGUGGAUGCAUGUGUGUCUAUUGCCUACCACACAUAUACCCCCCUCAACACACACAUACACACACACCUUUGAGGCUAACCAUCAGAAAUGUAAGUAGGCCAUCAGAUAAUGAGUCAUAUAUUAUUUAAGGUCAUUAAGUUGUGUUGUUUUUAGUUUCAGUCUUCACAGAGGUUGUUGUCCAAAUAUGCAGUUCUCCUUAAAAGUUACCCUUAACCAUCUAAGAAGGGGUGAUAAGGGGGUGAGUUGAUUUGGGAGGACAGAUAUGAGUUUAUGUGGGUGAAGAAAAGGAGGGGAUGGGGGGGAGGAAUGAGGACUGGCUUCACUUCCAUAGAGGGCAACAAGGACCUGCUUUCAUCACUUACCAGCUCCCCACACCCCACCACCACCCCUAACUUCACCAUCCCAGACCAGCACUGGGCCCCACAUGCAUCAGACGAGGAGAAAACACACCACACACACACACACAGAAGGCCCAUUGAUUUCUGCUAGCUGGGCUGGUACCACAGGGAUGUGUGUGGAAAGUGGUCCUGACUUAUUUGGUCUAUCUGUGCUGUGCUCUGCCCAGAAAGUCUGCUACUACCCUGGUUUCAUAUGGCAAUGUAACUGUCUUCUCUUUCCGUCUACGGCAUCUGCCUAGAGGUCUUAUAGCACAGGUGCUUUCCCUGUGCAGUUAACUGCAGGACUGCUGAUUCAAGCCUUGCUGGCCAGGUGUUGCCCUCUAUAAGUACAUUCUCUCUCUCUCUCUCUCUCUCUCUCUCUCUCUCUCUCUCUCUCUCUCUUCUCUCUCCUCUCCUCCUCUCCUCUCUCUCUCUCUCUCUCUCUCUCUCUCUCCUCUCUCUCUCUCUCUCAAUCUUUCAAUGUAAGGGCUUUAUAGGCAUGGGAAACGUAUGUUAACAUUGCCAAAGCAAGUGAAGUAGAUAGUAAACAGAAGUGAAAUAAACAAUAAAUAUUAACAGUAAACAUUACACUCAUAAGUUCCAAAAGAAUAAAGACUUUUCAAAUGUCAUAUUAUGUAUAUAUACAGUGUUGUAACAAUGUGCAAAUAGUUAAAGUACAAAUGGGAAAAUAAAUAAACAUAAAUAUGGGUUGUAUUUACAAUGGUGUUUGUUCUUCACUGGUUGCCCUUUUCUUGUGGCAACAGGUCACAAAUCUUGCAGCUGUGAUGGCACACUAUGGUUUUUCACCCAGUAGAUAAGGGAGUUUAUCAAAAUUGGGUUUGUUUUCACAUUCUUUGUGGAUCGCUGUAAUCUGAGGGAAAUAUGUGUCUCUAAUAUGGUCAUUCAUUUGGCAGGAGGUUAGGAAGUGCAGCUCAGUUUCCACUUCAUUUUGUGGGCAGUGUGCACAUAGCCUGUCUUCUCUUGUGAGCCAGGUCUGCCUACGGCGGCCUUUCUCAAUAGCAAGGCUAUGCUCACUGAGUCUGUACAUAGUCAAAGCUUUCCUUAAGUUUGGGUCUCUCUCUCUCUCUCUCUCUCUCUGUAUCUUCAUGGCUGAGAGAGAGAGAAGGGAUAAACUUGCUGGUAUUUAGAAUGAUAGAAAGACUCCUAUGUAAACAAGUUCACUGAUUGCAUCUUCAUGGCCGAGAGAGAGAGAAAAUCAGUGAACUUGUUUACAUAGGAGUCUUUCUACCAUUCUAAAUACCACCAAGUUUAUCCCAUCUCUCCCCCCAUCUAUAUCUCUCUCGCUCUCUCUUUUUCUCCUCUCUGCACCUCUUAAAACCCGGUGGGAGGCUGUGUGUUAGUGUGUGUUUUCUCUUCACAUGUGUUAGUCUGUGUAUGUUAGAGGCUGUGUGUUAGUCUGUGUGUGUUAGAGGCUGUGUGUUACUGUGUGUGUGUUAGAGGCUGUGUGUUAGUGUGUGUGUGUUAGAGGCUGUGUGUUAGUGUGUGUGUGUUAGAGGCUGUGUGUUACUGUGUGUGUGUUAGAGGCUGUGUGUUAGUGUGUGUGUGUUAGAGGCUGUGUGUUAGUGUGUGUGUGUUAGAGGCUGUGUGUUAGUGUGUGUGUGUUAGAGGCUGUGUGUUAGUGUGUGUGUGUUAGAGGCUGUGUGUUAGCUGUGUGUUGUUAGAGGCUGUGUGUUAGUGUGUGUGGUGUUAGAGGCUGUGUGUUAGUGUGUGUGUGUUAGAGGCUGUGUGUUAGUGUGUGUGUGAGGUGUGUUAGUGUGUGUGUUAGAGGCUGUGUGUUACUGUGUGUAUGUUAGAGGCUGUGUGUUAGUGUGUGUGUGUUAGAGGCUGUGUGUUAGUGUGUGUGUGUUAGAGGCUGUGUGUUAGAGGCUGUGUGUUAGUGUGUGUGUGUUAGAGGCUGUGUGUGUAAUUUGCUUUCUCUCACUGAUGGAAAUAAACCUGGUGCAGUUUGAGGCAUUUUUACGACAUAGUUGAACUAUGAAAAAGCAUGAGAGUUUGUUUUCCCAACCUCUCCAACUCUGACACACAUUUGGCCCUCGCUGAACUGGCCUACUGUAGCUGCUGCUCUAGAGAAUGCAGGAAAGCAGUGAUGCAGAGGCUGUACUGCUCCUCAACCAUAACGGGUCCUUGGAGUGGAGAGAAUCUAGACAUAGUUCUCCCCCUACUGAAGGCACAGAGCAGCCCUGAGAUGGUGUUUCACAUGGUUGCAUAGGAAAGGUGGCUAUAAAGAAGAUGAGGAAGGAUAGCCAGUCAAUGCCGUAGCAAUGAUGACCUUUAAACCCUCGUUAGCAAAGAUUUGCUGUUGAUUUCGUUGACCAAACAAAGAUGUGUGAUCUCUCAAACGUGUUUUUUGUUUCUACACAUCAAAGAGAACCCGACCUGUCAUGACCUCUGUGUGUGUUUAGAUGCAUGCUACAAAAAGAGACGCUAACUAAACACUAGCUUGAGUUUUUCCCAGAAGAAGAGUCUUUGAGACAAAGUAACACAAUUAAAUUCCUCUUAGGCCUGUUAAACAGCAGACAGUUUCAGUCUUUAAUGAGCUUACACUGCUUCAUUCUCUCUAAGCAACAAUAAUCUGGCUUUCUGGAUUCCAUCCAGCACUCCUCUCAGAAAGCGCUUUUCUCUCAAGUGUGUCUUUGACUCCUGGCUGGGUUUCAGGGCAGAUUAGGCUAUGCUGUGUGUGUGUGUGUGCGUGUGUAUGUGUGGGUUCAUUGAGGAGAUGCCACAGAGGACAUGAGUGUAUCUCCAUGACUAAUUGUUUUCCUUUUUUGUUUUAUUAAUUUCUUAAUUACCACACACACACACACACCGUUAAAGAUUCCUGAGGAAUUUUUGUGGGAAAUCUUGCUGUAUUGUUUGACAGGGUGUGGGGUUGCAUGUGUGUGUGUGUGUGUGUUUGGUUUUACUAUCCUUGUGGGGACUAGAAGUCCUCACAAGGAUAGUAAAACAAGGAAAAUGUUGACAAGUGGGAACAUUUCACCGGUCCCCACUAGGAAAAAUACUAUUUUAGGCUUACGGGUUAGGUUUUGGGUUAGGGUUACAAUUAGGGUUAGGGAAAAUAGGAUUUUGAAUGGGAAUCAAUUGUUUGGUCCCCACAAGGAUAGUAAAACAAACUGUGUGUGUGUGAUGAAUAUAAACUCAGCAAAAAAAGAAACGUCCUUUUUCAGGACCAUGUCUUUCAAAGAUAAUUCGUAAAAAUCCAAAUAACUUCACAGAUCUUCAUUGUAAAGGGUUUAAACACUGUUGCUUGUUCAAUGAACCAUAAACAAUUAAUGAACAUGCACCUGUGGAACAGUCAUUAAGACACUAACAGCUUACAGAAGGUAGGCAAUUAAGGUCACAUUUAUGAAAACUUAGGACACUAAAGAGGCAUUUCUACUGACUCUGAAAAACACCAAAAGAAAGAUGCCCAGGGUCCCUGCUCAUCUGCGUGAACGUGGCUUAGGCAUGCUGCAAGGAGGCAUGAGGACUGCAGAUGUGGCCAGGGCAAUAAAUUGCAAUGUCCGUACUGUGAGACGCCUAAGACAGCGCUACAGGGAGACAGGACGGACAGCUGAUCGUCCUCGCAGUGGAAGACCACGUGUAACAACACCUGCACAGGAUCAGUACAUCCGAACAUCACACCUGCGGGACAGGUACAGGAUGGCAACAACAACUGCCGAGUUACACCAGGAACGCACAAUCCCUCCAUCAGUGCUCAGACUGUCCGCCAUAGGCUGAGAGAGGCUGGACUCAGGGCUUGUAGGCCUGUUGUAAGGCAGGUCCUCACCAGACAUCACCCGCAACAACGUCGCCUAUGGGCACAAACUCACCGUCGCUGGACCAGACAGGACUGGCAAAAAGUGCUCUUCACUGAUGAGUCGCGGUUUUGUCUCACCAGGGGUGAUGGUCUGAUUCGUGUUUAUCGUCGAAGGAAUGAGCAUUACACUGAGGCCUGUACUCUGGAGCGGGAUCGAUUUGGAGGUGGAGGGUCCGUCAUGGUCUGGGGCGGUGUGUCACAGCAUCAUCGGACUGAGCUUGUUGUCAUUGCAGCCAAUCUCAACACUGUGCGUUACAGGGAAGACAUCCUCCUCCCUCGUGGUACCCUUCCUGCAGGCUCAUCCUGACAUGACCCUCCAGCAUGACAAUGCCACCAGCCAUACUGCUCGUUCUGUGCGUGUGUCAGUGUUCUGCCAUGGCCAGCGACGAGCCCGGAUCACGUCUGGGACCGGUUGGAUCGGAGGGUGAGGGCUACGGCCGUUCCCCCCAGAAAUGUCCGGGAACUUGCAGGUGCCUUGGUGGAAGAGUGGGUUAACAUCUCACAGCAAGAACUGGCAAAUCUGGUGCAGUCCAUGAGGAGGAGAUGCACUGCAGUACUUAAUACAGCUGGUGGCCACACCAGAGACUGACUGUUACUUUUGAUUUUGACCCCCCUUUUGUUCAGGGACACAUUAUUCAAUUUCUGUUAGUCACAUGUCUGUGGAACUUGUUCAGUUGUUGAAUCUUGUUAUGUUCAUACAAAUAUUUACACAUGUUAAGUUUGCUGAAAAUAAACGCAGUUGACAGUGAAAGGACGUUUCUUUUUUUGCUGAGUUUAUUUGCUGGUGGUGUCUUUAAUCCAUGAGAUGUGUUUGGCUAAGCAACACCACCUGUUUACCAUCCCACAUGCCGUGACCAACAACAUUAGAGACAUACAGCUACGGUCUGUGUGUCUGAGUGUGUGUCUCUUUGUGUGUGUGUGUGUGUGUGUGUGCCUGUGUGUGUGUGUGUGUGUGUGUGUGUGUGUGUGUGUGUGUGUAUGCUUGCAUGCGUUUGUGUGUGUAAUUAUUAUGGGAGCGUAUUGUUUUUCAGGGAUGGAUGUAACGUUAUAUGACAAAGCUUAAUUGACUGGAGGCAUUUGGAUUGAUCAUUGAAUGUAUGGAUGGGUUGAGAGGCCAUAUGUGUGAGUGAUCUCUGCUCUGCGUGUCUAUGGUAUGGAUGGCUGCUGGCUCGGGAACAGAGUAGGGCUGCACGAUAUAUCGUUUCAGCAUCGACAUUGCGAUGUAUGCAUCCGCAAUAGUCACAUCGCAGAACGUGCGAUUUAGUAAGGUAACAUAUAUCAGUCUACAAUAUAUAUAUAUUUUUUAUGUUAAACUAGCAUUAUAUCUGUCUGAUAUAACAUAAUUUACUCAGAUGUAUGGGUUAUUGGAUACACAGUUUAUUAUUAUUAUUAUUAUUUUUAUUAUUUUAAACACUUAGUUCGUUGCUGCAUGUGGUUGACAUGCAGGCUUUGCUUGCGCGUGAUGAAAUGAUGAGCGAGGAACAGGCAAAAAAGACCGAAAUUUAGAAUUUGGUUGCAAAAAGAAAUGCAUCGUCAAUUAUAUGGAAAUAUUUCGGCUACAGACAGGAUGAUGUUGACCAAAAACAGGUACUUUGUCGAGAGUGCCUUGCAAUUGUUGCCACAACACGAGGCAACACGACCAAUUUGUUCGAUCAUUUAAGGCGGCACCACAAAUCUUUGUAUGACGAGUACAAAGCAUCUCAAUGCCCUCCAAAGCAAAAAUCUAUUUCGGAUGCCUUUGCCAGUAUUACACUAUACGAGAAAGGAUCCAAACGGCAGAGAGAAAUCACAGAUUCAAUAACAUUUCACGUCGCCAAAGACAUGGUACCAAUUAACACGGUUACCAAAGAGGGUUUUAAAAACAUGUUCCGGUCGCUUGACGAGCGGUAUGUAAUGCCAUCACGCAACUAUUUUUCUCAAGUUGCAAUCCCAGAGUUGUACGAGAAAUGAAAGGCACAAGUUGAAACAGAGCUGUCACAAGUGGAAUAUUAUACAGCAACAACGGACUUGUGGUCCAGCCGGACAGCGGAGCCCUACAUAAGUCUGACCGUACACUUUAUUAAUGAGGACUUCCACCUGAAAAGUCGCUGUUUGCAAACUGCAUUUUUCCCAGAGGAUCAUACAUACAUCCUGUAUUUUUUCAUAUCACAAUAUAUAUCGCAGAAAAACUAAAUAUCACAAUGUCAGUUAUUUCCAAUAUCGUGCAACCCUAGAACAGAGAUACAGAUGUUUGGAUAAUGAUCUGUGCUCACUCACUCCCUGAGCUUGAAUGAUGACAGGACUUAUCAUGGGCACUGGCUAUAGUGUAGAGCCACUUCAGAGGUGCAUUAGUAAAGGCUGUAUGACAGGGACAGAGGAUUUAGGGAGUUUUAAAGACUCCAGGUAAAGCCUCAGUGACUCUUUUCUCUUACCACACUCUCUCUCUCUGUCAAGUGCUAAUACCAGGCUCCAAUCCCAGUCUCUUUCAUGCUGUGCUCUCUGUCUUCCAGUAAAUAAAGAACACUCAGAUUACGAGAGAGAGAGAGAGAGAGAUGUGAGGAGAGGAAGGCUGUGGCUAAAAUGGCCCGCCAAGGUGAAAGAGUUUAGCCCACUGUAGACUUUAGCUAAUGCAAAAUACAACUAAACAGUCUCCAGUCUCUUUCUAUAGACGGGUUGGUUGACAACGUCACGUAAAUUAUGUGCGUGCAUUGAUGGGGCCGGAAGCCGUGUAUUGUAAUGUUCUGAACGGUCUGUUAACUAGCAACAAUGACAAGAAGCUGCGAUGUGGGGAAUCGUAGGUGGUUCGUUUCAGCUAAUUGUAUCUUGUUCUUAAAACCAUGUCUUAUUUUGAGGUGUUUUGACUGAUUUUAUGUCAAUGCUAAUAUGGCAAAACAUUUGCUAGCUAGCUAACCAACAACUGUAAUGAUGUAUUUGAGAGACAACAAGUACUCAUUGUGCGAAUGUAUUUAUGUUUUCAAUAAACAUUUGGAGACAAAAUAUAGUUUACAUGUUGUCAACAAUCUAAGCCAACCCCGUCUGUAUUGCCCCAUAGUUGCGCACACGUCGGUUUUGUUGCUAAACAACCAACCGGUCUAAUUUAUUUUACCUUUAUUUAACUAGGCAAGUCAGUUAAGAACAAAUUCUUAUUUACAAUGACGCCUACACCGGCCAAACCCGGACGACGCUGGGCCAAUUGUACGCCGCCCUAUGGGACUCCCAAUCACGGCCGGUUGUGAUGCAGCCUGGAAACGAAGCAGGGGGUCUGUAGUGACGCCGCAAGCACUGAGAUGCAGUGCCUUAGACCGCUGUGCCACUCGGGAGUCCACUCGGGAGUGACGUGUUACAUUUGGCCGAAGGGGAGAGAGCCGCUAUUACUCUGACACCAUGAGGGGUCUAUAGAUCCCUCAUGGUGUCAGAAUAAUAGUGUCACUCUCCCCUUCGGCCAAAUGUAACAUGUCACAGAGUUUGCUAGCUCAUUAUAACAGCUCAUAUGCUGAUGUUUCUAUCAUCCGUAUCUUCCAGCUGUAUUGUGAUAAGGUGACCUUCCUGUGGAUAGCCCCUCAUAGGUGUAGUUUAUAACGCCGUUUUGGGGGGAGAGCUUUAACCUUCAGACGACACAGCAGGAACUUACAGUUGACGUCGGAAGUUUACAUGCACUUAGGUUGCAGUCAUUUUUCAACCACUCCACAAAUUUCUUGUUAACAAACUAUAGUUUUGGCAAGUCGGUUAGGACAUCUACCACGUUCAUCUGUACAAACAAUAAUACGCAAGUAUAAACACCACAGGACCACGCAGCCGUCAUACCGCUCAGGAAGGAGACGCGUUCUGUCUCCUAGAGAUGAACGCACUUUGGUGCGAAAAGUGCAAAUCAAUCCCAGAACCACAGCAAAGGACCUUGUGAAGAUUCUGUCGGAAACCAGUACAAAAGUAUCUAUAUCCACAGUAAAAUGAGUCCUAUAUCGACAUAACCUGAAAGGCCGCUCAGCAAGGAAGAAGCCACUGCUCCAAAACCGCCAUAAAAAAGCCAGACUACGGUUUGCAACUGCACAUGGGGACAAAGGUUGUACUUUUUGGAGAAAUGUCCUCUGGUCUGAUGAAACAAAAAUAGAACUGUUUGGCCAUAAUGACCAUCGUUAUGUUUGGAGGAAAAAGGGUGUCGCUUGGAAGCCGAAUAACACCAUCCCAAACGUGAAGCACAGGGGUGGCAGCAUCAUGCUGUGGGGGUGCUUUGCUGCAGAAGGGACUGGUGCCCUUCACAAAAUAGAUGGCAUCAUGAGGAAGGAAAAUUAUGUGUAUAUAUUGAAGCAACAUCUCAAGACAUCAGUCAGGAAGUUAAAGCUUGGUCGCAAAGCGGUUUCCAAAUGGACAAUGACCCCAAGCAUACUUCCAAAGUUGUGUCAAAAUGGCUUAAGGACAACAAAGCCCUGACCUCAAUCCUAUAGAAAAUUAGUGGGCAGAACUGAAAAAGCGUGUGUGAGCAAGUAGGCCUAAAAACCUGACUCAGUUACACCAGCUCUGUCAGGAGGAAUGGGCCAAAAUUCACCCAACUUAUUGUGGGAAGCUUGUGGAAGGCUACCCGAAAUGUUUGACCCAAGUUAAACAAUGUAAAGGAAAUGCUACCAAAUACUAAUUGAGUGUAUGUAAACUUCUGACCCACUGGGAAUGUGAUGAAAGAAAUAAAAGCUGAAAUAAAUAAUUAUCUCUACUAUUAUUCUGACAUUUCACAUUCUUAAAAUAAAGUGGUGAUCCUAACUGACCUAAAACAGGGAAUUUUUACUAGGAUUAAAUGUCAGGAAUUGUGAAAAACUGAGUUUAAAUGUAUUUGGCUAAGGUGUAUGUAAACUUCCGACUUCAACUGUAUAGAUAGGCAUUGUCUUUCCUUAUUGGAAUGCAGCCUUAGAGGAACUCCAUAUAUGGGCACAGACUGUCAUAUUGGAAUGUGGUGCUGAAGCAGGAACUCCAUAUAUGGGCCCAGACACCCAUAUUGGAAUGCGGCCUAUUAGCAAGGAACUCCAUACAGUAUAUGGACAUAGAGCCAUGACCAUGCCAAUUUGCUUUAGAGAACGACCAAUAUGGAUUUUUUAGGGCUGAUGUGGAUACAGAUUUUUGGGGGUCCAUAUUUUGGAUGGCCAAUAUUUUAUGCCGUUAUUCAAUAUCAUUAAAUUUGAAAAUGUUGAUGACAAAAUUUCCCGCCAUGUAUGCAUAAAUGAAUAUAUUUUAAAAUCAAACAAUAAAUCUGACUUUGUUUUUACCAAUCUAACAACAUAAGUUUCUAAGUUUAUUCGCCACGUGCACAGGAUACAACAGGUGUAAAACAGUACAGGGAAAUUCUUACCUUGAGAGCUCUUUCGCAGCAAUGCAUUAAUAAUAAAGAUAAUAAUAGAAAAUAUAAUAAAAUAAAAGCACACAAUAAUUACGAUGUAAGUUAAAACAUAACAACAUAAUGGUAAUGAUUGUAUUUGAAUGGUAAAUCUCUGCAUAAAUAAAGCAGCCAGGUCACCCAUGAUACAAGUCAGUAUUCGACUCCAUCCAUGUCUGAGGAUGUCGGGAGAUUAUGUGGAAACUGGCCACUAGGGGCAACAGUGGGCGCUGUUACGGUUUUGCUAGGGCGUUGCGGACAGGGAUGGUGGAUUGCAAGUUCGAAUCCAGCGAUAGAAAGUUAUUUUUUAUAUUUUUGUUUUAAGCCUAUCCCAAACCUUAACCGUUACCUUAACCAUUCGGAGUUAAUGCCUAACCUUAAGAAUUUUGAGUUAAUACCUGAACUUAACCCUAACCUAAAAAAUUCAGAGUUAAUGCCUAAACUUAACCUUAAACACUUCAACAUUUUACGUUUCGAACAACUUGACGUUUGAGAAACAUGGCUGAACUAAUUUUGACGUGAGACUGUAAGAGCUGGUAGAAAUCAAGAUGGCAUAGACCUACUCACAAUACAGGGGAAUGCAUAUUCAAUAGGAGUGUGUGCAUGCAUUGAGGUAUUGAGCUUGUUUUGGUUGAUUUCAGUGGAAUCUAUGGUGCUACAGAUAACAAUCUGUUUCCCUUCCAUUUGGGACUUAUAUUAGCCUAUUAUAUUUGCCUAUAUUUGCCUCAACAACAUUUGCAUAGAAGCAGCCUAAUCUACAUUUUCAUAAAAAGCUGUGCUGUCAUUUUAAGUCUGUCUCAGACCAGUCACUCUCAAGACACUCCUCUCUUACAUGCAACAGUUCGUCAAGAAAGAGAAAGCUAGUAAUUUAACCCUGUGAACGUUUUUGGAGACAAUCGGCUUGCUAUGCGUUAUGGUUUGCAUAUUAUAACAAAUAAAGUUAGGGUAGUUGAACUGACCUUAGCUUCAGCUGUAAGCUAGCUAGCAAAGUUAGCGUUCUGUGACUGAAUGUAACCUAUUUUGCAAGCUACCUGGCUAGCUAGCUAGCAAGCUACCGGUAUCUUGUUUUAUAAUGUGCUGUAGCCUGUAUAUGGACUUCAGGGGUUGGAACCGCAAUCAUUUUUUCAAUAGUUUCGUUCUGAACAGAACCACAAUUUUUUUGUUUCGUUCCACUAUUCCGACCAGCAAAAUAAAGUUCUGAACCGGUUCUAACCCCCAAAAAGUACCGGUUUCUAUUGUUCCUUUCUAUUUCUUUUUUAACCUGUGAAAUCAACUGUUCUUUACAUUUUAGCUCAUUUAAUUACUUCACCAAUCAGUGCGACUAGAGCAGGCAAGCUAGUUGUUUACAUGCGUGAUGGACAGACAAGUGUAGCCUAUGUUGUGACUGAAAUUUUGCACGUGGCGAGAGAGCGAGAGAGGGUUUAAGAGGAGGAUUGAGGCACUGGGCAUCUAGUUAUGACACGUAUUAUAUGAAUUAGUUACACAGAAUUAUACCUAGGAUGAGUGGCUUCUAUGGAGGAUCUUUGAAUGUCCUUUGAGCUAGCUAGCUAACAAGCAGAGUGGCACCAAAAUUGAAAAUACAUCUUACCUUUUUGUAGUUAAUGUAUCCUACGUGAAACGUGAUUUUUAUUUAUUUAUUUAACCUUUAUUUAACUAGGUAAGUCAGUUAAGAACAAAUUCGGCACAGGCAAAGAUUUUCAGCUUGCAGGCAGACACUGUAAUACGUUUCUGAGUGACAGAGUGAGGGCUUUGCAUAGGCGUUUUGUUGUUGGACUAGAAAAAAAUGCCUGGAAUGUAAAAUAACAUUACUAACCGGUUCCCAUGCUUUUAAAAUAACGGUUCUGAGGCCUCCCGAGUGGUGCAGGGGUCUAAGGCACUGCAUCGCAGUGCUUGAGGUGUCACUACAGCCCCGGGUUCGAUCCCAGGCUGUGUCACAGCCGGCUGUGACUGUGAGACCCAUGAGGCGGCGCACAAUUGGCCCAGCAUCGUCCGGGUUAGGGGAGGGUUUGGCCGUCUGGGAUUUCCUUGUCCCAUGGCGCUCUAGCGACUCCUUGUGGCGGGCCGGGCACCUGCAAGCUGACCUCGGUCGCCAGUAUGGUAUUUCCUUCGACACAUUGGUGCGGCUUGCUUCUAGGUGAAGCGAACAGUGUAUCAAGAAGCAGUGUGGCUUGGCAGGGUCAUGUUUCAGAGGACGCAUGGCUCUUGACCUUCGCCUCUCCCGAGUCCGUACGGGAGUUGCAGCAAAUACCAAUUGGAUAUCACGAAAUUGGGGAGAAAAAGGGGUAAAAAAAAUUAAAUAAACUAUUCUGUUCCAGAACAGUAGGGAUCACUGGUCCUUGAAAAAUGUUAUUCUAUUACAGUUUUCGGUUCUGUUCCUUGAACCGGUUCCAACCCCUGAUGUACAUUGUUUUGCCAAACAGUAAAAUAAUGAACUCUUUCAAUAUGUCUACAUGCCGUGUGUCAUCAAUCAAGUGUGCUUAACCUCAAAUACAGUGGGGAGAACAAGUAUUUGAUACACUGCCGAAUUUGCAGGUUUUCCUACUUACAAAGCAUGUAGAGGUCUGUAAUUUUUAUCAUAGGUACACUUCAACUGUGAGAGACGGAAUCUAAAUCCAGAAAAUCACAUUGUAUGAUUUUUAAGUAAUUAAUUUGCAUUUUAUUGCAUGACAUAAGUAUUUGAUCACCUACCAACCAGUAAGAAUUCCGGCUCUCACAGACCUGUUAGUUUUUCUUUAAGAAGCCCUCCUGUUCUCCACUCAUUACCUGUAUUAACUGCACCUGUUUGAACUUGUUACCUGUAUAAAAGACACCUGUCCACACACUCAAUCAAACAGACACCAACCUUUCCACAAUGGCCAACACCAGAGAGCUGUGUAAGGACAUCAGGGAUAAAAUUGUAGACCUGUACAACGCUGGGAUGGGCUACAGGACAAUAGGCAAGCAGCUUGGUGAGAAGGCAACAACUGUUGGCGCAAUUAUUAGAAAAUGGAAGAAGUUCAAGAUGACGGUCAAUCACCCUCGGUCUGGGGCUCCAUGCAAGAUCUCACCUCGUGGGGCAUCAAUGAUCAUGAGGAAGGUGAGGGAUCAGCCCAGAACUACAUGGCAGGACCUGGUCAAUAACCUGAAUAGAGCUGGGAACCACAGUCUCAAAGAAAACCAUUAGUAACACACUACGCCGUCAUGGAUUAAAAUCCUGCAGCGCACGCAAGUUCCCCCUGCUCAAACCAGCGCAUGUCCAGGCCCGUCUGAAGUUUGCCAAUGACCAUCUGGAUAAUCCAGAGGAGGAAUGGGAGAAGGUCAUGUGGUCUGAUGAGACAAAAAUUGAGCUUUUUGGUCUAAACUCCACUCGCCGUGUUUGGAGGAAGAAGAAGGAUGAGUACAACCACCCCAAGAACACCAUCCCAACCGUGAAGCAUGGAGGUGGAAACAUCAUUCUUUGGGGAUGCUUUUCUGCAAAGGGGACAGGACCGUAUUGAGGGGAGGAUGGAUGGGGCCAUGUAUCGCGAGAUCUUGGCCAACAACCUCCUUCCCUCAGUAAGAGCAUUGAAGAUGGGUCGUGGCUGGGUCUUCCAGCAUGACAACGACCCAAAACACACAGCCAGGGCAACUAAGGAGUGGCUCCGUAAGAAGCAUCUCAAGGUCCUGGAGUGGCCUAGCCAGUCUCCAGACCUGAACCCAAUAGAAAAUCUUUGGAGGGAGCUGAAAGUCUGUAUUGCCCAGAGACAGCCCCGAAACCUGAAGGAUCUGGAGAAGAUCUGUAUGGAGGAGUGGGCCAAAAUCCCUGCUGCAGUGUGUGCAAACCUGGUCAAGACCUACAGGAAACGUAUGAUCUCUGUAAUUGCAAACAAAGGUUUCUGUACCAAAUAUUAAGUUCUGCUUUUCCGAUGUAUCAAAUACUUAUGUCAUGCAAUAAAAUGCAAAUGAAUUACUUAAAAAUCAUACAAUGUGAUUUUCUGGAUUUUUGUUUUAGAUUCCGUCUCUCACAGUUGAAGUGUACCUAUGAUGAAAUUACAGACCUCUACAUGCUUUGUAAGUAGUAAAACAUGCAAAAUCGGCAGUGUAUCAAAUACUUGUUCUCCCCACUGUAUAUCCAGCAUGAGUGGGUAGCUAACAAGAUGCAGUCCAGACAUAUUUUCCUCACUGGUUUGCAACAGUUUGACACAAGGGACAAGUGUGCUCGUGCUACAUAGGGGACAUCGGCAGGUAACCGAGUGGCGCAGUGGUCUAAGGCACUGCAUCGCAGUGCUAGCUGUGCCACUAGAGAUCCUGGUUCAAGUCCAGGCUCUGUCGCAGCCGGCCACGACCGGGAGACCCAUGGGCAGCGCACAAUUGGUCCAGCGUCGUCCAAGGUAGGGGAGGGUUUGGCCGGCAGGGAUGUGGGUUCGUUUCCCACGGGGGGCCAGUAUGAAAAAAAACGUUUUUAAAAAUUGGUAUGCAUUCACUAACGGUAAGUCGCUCUGGAUAAGAGCGUCUGCUAAAUGACUAAAAUGUAAUGUAAAUCGGCUGCGCCGAUAGUCAAGGAAAGGCUAAUAUCGGCAAAAUAUAUCGGCCCAACCGAUUUUAUAGGUAAUUCUCUAAUUUGCUCACCUGCAUCCAAUCACUCUUGAUUAAUCAACCACCCUCAUAGUAUUUAAAUGGCAUCAAUCUUCAGUCCUUUGCUUAACAAACAGUCCGUACUUCAAGUUUGUCCUGAUGCAAUGACCCAUCACCAGCCUGUCCUCCUACCCAUCGAGUCAAAAAUAAUAUCCCGAUAUGUACACUACCAGUCAAAAGUUUGGACACACCAACUCAUUCAAGGGUUUUGAUUUAUUUUUACUAUUUUCUACAUUGUAGAAUAAUAGUGAAGACAUCAAAACUAUGAAAUAACACAUCGAAUCAUGUAGUAACCAAAAAAGUGUUAAACUAAUCAAAAUAUAUUUUAUAUUUGAGAUUCUUCCAAUAGCCACCCUUUGCCUUGAUGACAGCUUUGCACACUCUUGGCAUUCUCUCAACCAGCUUCAUGAGGUAGUCACCUGGAAUGCAUUUCAAUUAACAGGUGUGCCUUCUUAAAAGUUAAUUUGUGGAAUUUCUUUCCUUCUUAAUGCGUUUGAGCCAAUCAGUUGUGUUGUGACAAGGUAGGGGGGUAUACAGAAGAUAGCCCUAUUUGGUAAAAAACCAAGUCCAUAUUAUGGCAAGAACAGCUCAAAUAAGCAAAGAGAAACGACAGUCCAUCAUUACUUUAAGACAUGAAGGUCAGUCAAGAACUUUGAAAGUUUCUUGAAGUGCAGUCGCAAAAACUAUCAUGCACUAUGAUGAAACUGGCUCUCAUAAGGACCGCCACAGGAAUGGAAGAUUAAGUUCAUUAGAGUUACCAGCCACAGAAAUUGCAGUUUGUGUUCAAGUCACAGACACAUCUCAACAUCAACUGUUCAGAGGGGACUGUGUGAAUCGGGCCUUCAUGGUCAAAUUGCUGCAAAGAAACCACUACUAAAGGACACCAAUAAGAAGAAGAGAGCUGCUUGGGCCAAGAAACACGAGCAAUGGACAUUAGACCAGUGGAAAUUUGAGAGUCCAAAUUUGAGAUUUUUGGUUCCAACCGCCUUGUCUUUGUGAGACGCGGUGUGGGUGAACGGAUGAUCUCCACAUGUGUAUUUCCCACCGUAAGCAUGGAGGAGGUGUUAUGGUGUGGGGGUGCUUUGCUGGUGAUUUAUUUUGAAUUCAAGGCACACUUAACCAGCAUGGCUACCACAGCAUUUUGCAGCGAUACGCCAUCCCAUCUGGUUUGGGCUUAGUGGGACUAUCAUUUUUUUUUUCAACAGGACAAUGACCCAACACACCUCCAGGCUGUGUAAGGGCUAUUUGACCAAGAAGGAGAGUGCUGGAGUGCUGCAUCAGAUGACCUGGCCUCCACAAUCCCCCGACCUCAAACCAAUUGAGAUAGUUUGAGAUGAGUAGGACGGCAGAGUGAAGGAAAAGCAGCCAACAAGUGCUCAGCAUAUGUGGGAACUCCUUCAAGACUUUUGGAAAAGCAUUCCAGGUGAAGCUGGUUGAGAGAAUGCCAAGAGUGUGCAAAGCUGUCCUCAAGGCAAAGGGUGGCUAUUUGAAGAAUCUCAAAUAUAUUUUGAUUUGUUUAACACUUUUUUGGUUACUAAAUGAUUCCAUGUGUUAUUUCCUAGUUUUGAUGUCUUCACUAUUAUUCUACAAUGAAUACAAUUUUAAAAAUAAAGCUAAACCCUUGAAUGCGUAGGUGUCCAAACAUUUGACUGGUACUGUAUCUGUAUAGAUAAUUUUUCCCCAUCACUAAUGCACGCACUCACACUCACACAGACACACACACACACACAGACAGACAAAGACACACACACACACAUACACAUUCACACACCAACAAACUCACCAACAUGUGUGUAUACACAGCCAGCUCCAGCAUUGCUUGAUUACUUUGGUCUGAUUUGAAUUAGAGACUCAUCAUUCUUAGAUCUCGGAAAUCGCUCCACAGUUUGGUGGUUUGGGGGUUUGGCAUGAGUGCCGGCAUAGAAUUGGCUCUAGUCACAUUUGAUAUUGGGUUCAGAUUUAUUUUGGUCCAAUGGUGGUUGUUUACUAAGGGCAGACAAGGGUUUGGCGGCACAAUCCUCUUGGUUUGGUGUUUAACCCUCACAUGUCUAUUACAAACCAUAAGAACUGUGCAAGUUACAGGAUAGAUAGAAAGAACGAUAGAACAAGAGAUUGAACGAUAGAUAGAAUGAUAGAUAUACUGAACAAACAUAUAAAUGCAACAUGCAACAAUUUCAACGAUUUUACUGAGAUACAGUUCAUAUAAGGAAAUCAGUCAAUUGAAAUAAAAUCAUUAGGCCCUAAUCUUUGGAUUUCACAUGACUGGGCAGGGGCGCAGCCAUGGGGGGCCUGGGAGGGCAUAGGCCUACCCACUUGGAAGCCAGGCCAACCCACUGGGGAGCCAGGCCCAGCCAAUCAGAAUGAUUUAUUACAGACAGAAAUACACCUCAAUUUCAUCAGCUGUUCGGGUGGGAGGUCCUGGGCUGGCGUGGUUACACGUUGUCUGUGGUUGUGAGGCCGGUUGGACGUACUGCCAAAUCCUCUAAAAUGACGUUGGAUGUGGCUUAUGCUAGAGAAAUGAACAUUACAUUCUCUGGCAACAGCUCUGGGGGACAUUCCUGCAGUCAGCAUGCCAAUUGCACGCUCCCUCACAACUUGAGACAUCUGUGGCAUUGUGUUGUGAGACAAAACUGCAUAUUUUAGAGUGGCCUUUAUUGUCACCAGCACAAGGUGCACCUGUAUAAUGAUCAUGCUGUUUAAUCAGCUUCUUGAUAUGCCACACCUGUCAGGUGGAUGGAUUAUCUUGGCAAAAGAGAAAUGCUUACUAACAGAGAUGUAAACAAAUGUGUGUGCAAAAUUUGAGCGAAAUACGGUUUUUGUGCAUAUGGAACAUUUCUGGCAUCUUUUAUUUCAGCUCAUGAACCGUGGGACCAACACUUUACAUGUUGCGUUUAUAUUUUUGUUCAGUAUAGAUUGACUGAUUGAUAGGUAGUAAGACAGAAAGAAUGAUACAACAAUAGAUUGAGCAAUAGAUGCCCGUGAUUUUCACACACACAUACCUCAGAACCACACACACACACAGAGAACAGUCGGUGUAUUGACGGCGGCUCCUCUGGCUAGUGCUUUUAUAUCUGGUUCAGGCUCUGAUUGACUAUAAUGGAAGCAACAUGGCGGCCACUGCCUUUGAAAUGUCUUCCACGUGGGGAGGAGAGACACAGGGAGUGUGUGUGUGUGUGUGUGUAUGAGGCAGUGUGUGAGCGGGGGGAGUAGAGGAAGCAUUUCCCCUCUUCUAUGAUCCUGCUUACAUCCAGGUCAACACUCGCAGUGAGAACACACACACACACACACAGACAGACAGAGUUUAUUCAUCAGAGCAAGACCGCUUUUCCUGUUUACCCUAGCAUGUUGUUUUGAUGGCUUUGAUAUUUUCCAUUAGAGAUGAAGAGUAUGUUAAUAUUAAUAAUAAUGAUGAUCAUACGUUUUUCUGUGUAAACAUCUAUACUUCUACAAUGUUGUUUGAUGGUUUUUGAUGUCUCAACAGUCAAAUAUGGAUUUUAGAUGAGUGUGUUGGAUUUUGCUCACUAAAAUAAAGAGGAAAGAACAGUGCAGGCAUUCUCACCUUGAAAAUGGCUACGGUGUUUUAGUUCACGUGUACUGUUUGUAAGAAGCUUUUUUUAGCAAAGUUAACACACAACGGGAGUGUCGUGAUACGUUUGUUUUUGCAACAACACAGUUGAAGAAUAUACUGCAACCUGUGGUUAUGGACAAAGGCACCAAUCUUUUCCGUAAAAGAAGACGUUUACAGUAGUUUUAAAGAUGGCUUUUAAAGUUCUCUCAACAGCAGUUUAAGGGAGUUUUAAAUAAGCUGUUAAAGUUUAAAAUACAAGCGAGCGCGGCACCUUGGGUUUUUAUAAACCACUGAGAAACAACAUGCCGUCUGUAGUAGAGCGUCUGCUCAGAACUCUCUCCUGGACCUUCUGGCUGUUUAAAGAUACAGCUCUCUGUCCGCUCUACCAACAAACACUUACUCUGAAUACCUGUUUUAACAGGAUCUGUCUCACUCUAUAAUGUAGUCCAAUGUGUUUUCACCUUCCCUGUGUGUUUCUGAUGAGAGUAGGAGUCUUAGGGUCCAGAUGGGAGGGAGAGAGAGAGAAAGCAAGAUAAUGGGGUGUGUGGGGUUGGGGGGGGAGAGAACGAAAGACAGAGACAGAAGAAGAGAGGGGGGGUUUUGUAUCUUACAGUGGGGAACAAAUAGUUUUAGUACAGCCACCAUGUGCAGUUCUCCCACUUAAAAGAUGAAGAGCCUGUAAAAUUCAUCUAGGUACCAUUGUCAACUACAGUGGGGAGAACCAAGUAUUUGAUACACUGCCGAUUUUGCAGGUUUUCCUACUUACAAAGGCUGGGAUGGGCUACAGGACAAUAGGCAAGCAGCUUGGUGAGAAGGCAACAACUGUUGGCGCAAUUAUUAGAAAAUGGAAGAAGUUCAAGAUGACGGUCAAUCAUCCUCGGUCUGGGGCUCCAUGCAAGAUCUCACCUCAUGGGGCAUCAAUGAUCAUGAGGAAGGUGAGGGAUCAGCCCAGAACUACACGGCAGGACCUGGUCAAUGACCUGAAGAGAGCUGGGACCACAGUCUCAAAGAAAACCAUUAGUAACACACUACGCCGUCAUGGAUUAAAAUCCUGCAGCGCACACAAGGUCCCCCUGCUCAAGCCAGCGCAUGUCCAGGCCCAUCUGAAGUUUGCCCAUGACCAUCUGGAUGAUCCAGAGGAGGAAUGGGAGAAGGUCAUGUGGUCUGAUGAGACAGAAAUAGAGCUUUUUGGUCUAAACUCCACUCGCCGUGUUUGGAGGAAGGAGAAGGAUGAGUACAACCCCAAGAACACCAUCCCAACCGUGAAGCAUGGAGGUGGAAACAUCAUUCUUUGGGGAUGCUUUUCUGCAAAGGGGACAGGACGACUGCACUGUAUUGAGGGGAGGAUGGAUGGGGCCAUGUAUCGCGAGAUCUUGGCCAAUAACCUCCUUCCCUCAGUAAGAGCAUUGAAGAUGGGUCGUGGCUGGGUCUUCCAGCAUGACAAUGACCCGAAACACACAGCCAGGGCAACUAAGGAGUUGCUCCAUAAGAAGCAUCUCAAGGUCCUGGAGUGGCCUAGCCAGUCUCCAGACCUGAACCCAAUAGAAAAUAUUUGGAGGGAGCUGAAAGUCCGUAUUGCCCAGCGACAGCCCCGAAACCUGAAGUAUCUGGAGAAGAUCUGUAUGGAGGAGUGGGCCAAAAUCCCUGCUGCAGUGUGUGCAAACCUGGUCAAGACCUACAGGAAACAUAUGAUCUCUGUAAUUGCAAACAAAGGUUUCCUUCCAAAUAUUAAGUUCUGCUUUUCUGAUGUAUCAAAUACUUAUGUCAUGCAAUAAAAUGCAAAUUAAUUACUUACAAAUCAUACAAUGUGAUUUUCUGGAUUUUUGUUUUAGAUUCCGUCUCUCACAGUUUAAGUGUACCUAUGAUAAAAAUUACAGACCUCUACAUGCUUUGUAAGUAGGAAAACCUGCAAAAUCGGCAGUGUAUCAAAUACUUGUUCUCCCCACUGUAUGACAGACAAAAUGAGAAAAAAAAUCCAGAAAAUUACAUUGUAGGAUUUUUAAUGAAUUUAUUUGCAAAUUAUGGUGGAAAAUAAGUAUUUGGUCAAUAACAAAAGUUUCUCAAUACUUUGUUAUAUACCCUUUGUUGGCAAUGACACAGGUCAAACGUUUUCUGUAAGUCUUCACAAGGUUUUCACACACUGUUGCUGGUAUUUUGGCCCAUUCCUCCAUGCAGAUCUCCUCUAGAGCAAUGAUGUUUUGGGGCUGUCGCUGGGCAACACGGACUUUCAACUCCCUCCAAAGAUUUUCUAUGGGGUUGAGAUCUGGAGACUGGCUAGGCCACUCCAGGACCUUGAAAUGCUUCUUACGAAGCCACUCCUUCGUUGCCCGGGCGGUGUGUGUUUGGGAUCAUUGUCAUGCUGAAAGACCCAGCCACGUUUCAUCUUCAAUGCCCUUGCUGAUGGACCGGUUUUCACUCAAAAUCUCACGAUACAUGGCCCCAUUCAUUCUUUCCUUUACACGGAUCAGUCGUCCUGGUCCCUUUGCAGAAAAACAGCCCCAAAGCAUGAUGUUUCCACCCCCAUGCUUCACAGUAGGUAUGGUGUUCUUUGGAUGCAACUCAGCAUUCUUUGUCCUCCAAACACGACGAGUUGAGUUUUUACCAAAAAGUUCUAUUUUGGUUUCAUCUGACCAUAUGACAUUCUCCCAAUCCUCUUCUGGAUCAUCCAAAUGCACUCUAGCAAACUUCAGACGGGCCUGGACAUGUACUGGCUUAAGCAGGGGGACACGUCUGGCACUGCAGGAUUUGAGUCCCUGGCAGGGUAGUGUGUUACUGAUGGUAGGCUUUGUUACUUUGGUCCCUGCUCUCUGCAGGUCAUUCACUAGGUCCCCCUGUGUGGUUCUGGGAUUUUUGCUCACCGUUCUUGUGAUCAUUUUGACCCCACGGGGUGAGAUCUUGCGUGGAGCCCCAGAUCGAGGGAGAUUAUCAGUGGUCUUGUAUGUCUUCCAUUUCCUAAUAAUUGCUCCCACAGUUGAUUUCUUCAAACCAAGCUGCUUACCUAUUGCAGAUUCAGUCUUCCCAGCUUGGUGCAGGUCUACAAUUUUGUUUCUGGUGUCCUUUGACAGCUCUUUGGUCUUGGCCAUAGUGGAGUUUGGAGUGUGACUGAGGUUGUGGACAGGUGUCUUUUAUACUGAUAACAAGUUCAAACAGGUGCCAUUAAUACAGGUAACGAGUGGAGGACAGAGGAGCCUCUUAAAGAAGUUACAGGUCUGUGAGAGGCAGAAAUCUUGCUUGUUUGUAGGUGACCAAAUACUUAUUUUCCACCAUAAUUUGCAAAUAAAUUCAUUAAAAAUCCUACAAUGUGAUUUUCUGGAUUUUUUUUCUCAAUUUGUCUGUCAUAGUUGACGUGUACCUAUGAUGAAAAUUACAGGCCUCUCUCAUCUUUUUAAGUGGGAGAACUUGCACAAUUGGUGGCUGACUAAAUACUUUUUUUCCCCACUGUAUGUGAGCACUAACAGUGUAUGGGGGUGAUGAAUAGUGAAUAGAGCUACAUUGGAUCAGUUCUGCUGCUGUGUUGUGUUCACUGUUAGCAGGCAGCGUCUGACUGGUUAGGAAAGUCAAUGUAUACCUACUGGACCACGAUGGGAGAGAGAGUGGGAAGGGAGAAGAAGAAAGAUAGGGGAAAGAUGGAGUGGUAAGAUGGAGGGAAUAGAGGGAAAGGCGUUGAGGACAGAAGAGUGAGAGAGUGAGAAACAGAAGGGAGGGGAGGGGAGGAAGAGACAGAAGAGAAGAGGGGGAGAGAGUAUAGUAAAUAAACAGGGCUGGGGUGGUUGAGGCCUUCUGCAGGAGGUGUGUGUCUCUGUCUGUCUGUCUGUCUGUCUGUCUGUCUGUCUCUCUCUCCCCUCUCUCUGAUGGCAGAUCAAACCCAGCUGGCUCCCAUUUGCCCAGGAAUGAGUCUGCACCUCUGAGGCCCUCAACCUGUGUGUGUGUGUAGCCCUGCAUAAUUACAGCUUCAUUAUGGACCGCCUGGCUCCAGAAGGCACAAAUAAAACAUGUAUACUCACAUGCAUUUAAUGUAGUACAGUGAGGGGAAAAAAGUAUUUGAUCCCCUGCUGAUUUUGUACGUUUGCCCACUGACAAAGACAUGAUCAGUCUAUAAUUUUAAUGGUAGGUUUAUUUUAACUAAGUGAGAGACAGAAUAACAACAACAAAAUCCAGAAAGACGCAUGUCAAAAAUGUUAUAAAUUGAUUUGCAUUUUAAUGAGGGAAAUAAGUAUUUGACCCCUCUGCAAAACAUGACUUAGUACUUGGUGGCAAAACCCUUGUUGGCAAUCACAGAGGUCAGACAUUUCUUGUAGUUGGCCACCAGGUUUGCACACAUCUCAGGAGGGAUUUUGUUCCACUCCUCUUUGCAGAUCUUCUCCAAGUCAUUAAGGUUUCGAGGCUGAUGUUUGGCAACUCGAACCUUCAGCUCCCUCCACAGAGGUUCUAUGGGAUUAAGGUCUGGAGACUGGCUAGGCCACUCCAGGACCUUAAUGUGCUUCUUCUUGAGCCACUCCUUUGUUGCCUUGGCCGUGUGUUUUGGGUCAUUGUCAUGCUGGAAUACCCAUCCACGACCCAUUUUCAAUGCCCUGGCUGAGGGAAGGAGAUUCUCACCCAAGAUUUGACGGUACAUGGCCCCGUCCAUCGUCCCUUUGAUGCGGUGAAGUUGUCCUGUCCCCUUAGCAGAAAAAGACCCCCAAAGCGUAAUGUUUCCACCUCCAUGUUUGAUGGUGGGGAUGGUGUUUUUGGGGUCAUAGGCAGCAUUCCUCCUCCAAACACGGCGAGUUCAGUUGAUGCAAAGGAGCUCGAUUUUGGUCUCAUCUGACCACACCACUUUCUCCCAGUUCUCCUCUGAAUCAUUCAGAUGUUCAUUGGAAAACUUCAGACGGGCCUGUAUAUGUGCUUUCUUGAGCAGGGGGACCUUGCGGGCGCUGCAGGAUUUCAGUCCUUCACGGCGUAGUGUGUUACCAAUUGUUUUCUUGGUGACUAUGGUCCCAGCUGCCUUGAGAUCAUUGAUAAGAUCCUCCCGUGUAGUUCUGGGCUGAUUCCUCACCGUUCUCAUGAUCAUUGCAACUCCACGAGGUGAGAUCUUGCAUGGAGCCCCAGGCCGAGGGAGAUUGACAGUUAUUUUGUGUUUCUUCCAUUUGCGAAUAAUCGCACCAACUGUUGUCACCUUCUCACCAAGCUGCUUGGUGAUGGUCUUGUAGCCCAUUCCAGCCUUGUGUAGGUCUACAAUCUUGUCCCUGACAUCCUUGGAGAGCUUUUUGGUCUUGGCCAUGGUGGAGAGUUUGGAAUCUGAUUGAUUGAUUGCUUCUGUGGACAGGUGUCUUUUAUACAGGUAACAAACUGAGAUUAGGAGCACUCCCUUUAAGAGUAUGCUCCUAAUCUCAGCUCGUUACCUGUAUAAAAAGACACCCGGGAGCCAGAAAUCUUUCUGAUUGAGAGGGGGUCAAAUACUUAUUUCCCUCAUUAAAAUGCAAAUCAAUUUAUAACAUUUUUGACAUGCGUUUUUCUGGAUUUUGAUGUUGUUAUUCUGUCUCUCACUGUUCAAAUAAACCUACCAUUAAAAUUAUAGACUGAUCAUUUCUUUGUCAGUGGGCAAACGUACAAAAUCAGCAGGGGAUGAAAUACUUUUUUCCCUCACUGUAUAUAUGUUCUCACAUACACAAACACACUGAAGGUUUCACAGGCAUACACAUACACCCCUAAACAGUCACAAGGGGUUGGAUUUUACUGUCUCCAGAUGCACACACACACACAAACAUCACACACACUCAUACACUCCCUCACACAAUUAUGCUCUCACUCACUCUCUCUUUGAGCCAGCUGAGUAAUUCUACAGUCUGUGUUCCAUCCAGUGAAAGGCUUGUAGGUUGGAAAUGACUAGAAGUAGACGUUCAUUGGCAGAAGGGAUAUGUUCUGUUAGUGGAAACUACAAUAUGAAAGGGAGUGUAUGUGUGUGUGUUUUCGGUCCAUGUGUAUGUGUGUUAUGUGGUAGUCUUAGAGUACAUUGGCAACUCUAUCAAAGACAAAACAAAGCAGCUACAGUGAUAAAAUAUUGCUGUUUCAGUUGUUCUCAGCAACUUGUCUGAAGGAAGAGGAGACAUUCAAUAACUUCAGAAGAAUUCAAGUGUCACGCUCCUUGAUUGAAGGCUCGGACCAAGGUGCAGCGUGGUAGGCGAACAUAUUAAUUUAUUAAAUGAAACACAGACAAAACAACAAAAUACACACGAACGUAAAGUUCUGCAGGCUACAAAGAAACCAUACAAAAACAAGAUCCCACAAACUAAGGUGGGAAAAAGGCUGCCUAAGUAUGGUCCCCAAUCAGAGACAAUGAUAGACAGCUGCCUCUGAUUGGGAACCAUACCCAGCCAACAAAGAAAUAGAAAAACUAGAAUGCCCACCCAAAUCACACCCUGACCUAACCAAAUAGAGAAUAAAAGGGAUAUCUAAGGUCAGGGCUUGACAUCAAGUUUAACAGUUUAUAGCUUUUUUAAGUAGCCUACAUAAAGGCUUUGUGAAUGUGUAUUUCUCUCCUCUCGCUCUCUCUCUCUGUUACCUCCAGAUGAAUGUGUGUCCUGUCCCAGUCUCUUUUCUCUCGCUCUCUCUCUCUGUUACCUUCAGAUGAAUGUGUGUGUCCUGUCUAAUGUUCCCUCAAAUGUUUUUCAUCACUGAGCAAAUUUCAGGUCUGCUGAGCACAAACUCGAACAUUGUGAAAAUUCUGUGCAACUUCCAGCACGUGUUUACUGUGAACACUGAGGCUGUAGCCGCUUUAAAUGAGUUUUAACAGUGGUCAAGUAGGCUACUGUGGCUAUUUGAUCAUAAUGUAGGCCUACCAGAGUGGCCUACCAUCAAAAACAAUGGAGAAAAUGCAUCCCAUAACAUUUUAACAUGGAAAUAGCUGUUCCAUCGUUCAACCUACAGUAGCAGCCAAUGUGUGGUGUUCAAUGUAGGCCUACAUUCCAUGAGACUUUUAAAAAAAACAUGCAGGGCUUGACAUUAACCUGUUUAUCCACUUGUCCUUCAGACAAGGAGGUGACUGAAAAUGUUGUUGUGUUGUUUGAUGGUUUGACACAAGAAACCACUUUACAAAAUAAAAUGCAUUAUUAUUCCCAUACCGUUAUUACAGAGAAUCAGACUAAUUAUGCUACCCUCUGCCUAUUGGCUACUUAGCUUAUUCAAGCCUGUCUCAAAAUACAACACUGCCCCCUUUAAGACAAAAAAAAGCUAUUUAACUGACUGGCUGUUCAAAGAUGUCGAGAAAUGCACACGUUUUGUGCUCUUGUAGGAAGCAAUCACUCCCCCAUUGCUGACUACAAAUUAUCUAUAACUGGGCUAAUAACUCAAUAACUAGCAACGGAUAUUAACAAAUGUACGGUAUGUUGCAUUAAAAGUGGCUAAUAUUGCAUUGAUUUGAUCACAAUUCCCACAGUAAAGGGAAAUGUUGAUAGUGUUAACUAACGGGGAAAAGUCUAGAAAGUUGAGUGAUGUUCAAUCUCGUGCUUCUCUGCGCGCGCUGAUAUUUCUUCUGUGUGGCAGUCUGAGGGGAGCUGCGCGCCCGUGCAGCUUAGAGGGAGCAUUGGUCCUGUCCCUCUGUCUCAGUCUCUCCUCGCUCUCUCUCUGUUACCUCCAGAUUUGGACAGGAGCAUGGAGCCCCUCAUCGAGAGGCCAAAGGUCAAACCAGAUGGGUUGCUAGGAGACACGGAGAACGGCAACAACAACAACAGUCUCUCACAGCCGGACCUGACGACACCUAGCAAGAGCAUUACCUGUGAGUCACACACACACACCAUAUGCACACACACACACACACACACACACACCACCUACCUACACAAGCAUACGCACACAAAUGUACACACACACGUCUGUCUGCACGUAUACACAUGAGUACACACUCACACAUACACACACACACACACGUAUGUCCGCACAUAGGCACAUGCGUACACACUGUUUCACACACACACACCAUAAAUGGCUCUGAAUGUUUGGUUUCCAUUACUGAGCCUCGGUGUUGUGAGUCACACUGUCUUGACCCUGAAUGAACAGAAAUAGGUCAGAUACACACUCACGCCUCUGAAUUGAAUUGUCAACAGAGGGAAUUAAGUGGGAUAGUUUCCGAAUUGCUAAAGCACACGUCUACACGCACCACGUCACAUGCUACGGCCAAAUGAAACACCUCUCCUCUCCUCCAUUUGACUAUUUUCUCUCUGUUUGGUGGUAACUGUGAUUGUUGGGAGUUGCUAUGACUACUGUAUCUAGGUGACUCUGGCUGUAUAGUUUUUGGCCAUGUCCGUCUCUCCCCCUUAUUCUCUUGGGCAUCUUUAUGAUGUAUGAAACAGAAUUAUCGUCAUAGUUAAUGUGAAAUAUAGACCAUUACCUGGGCUUACAGUUUAUUGUCAGACCUUUUGGAUUAUGGGGGUCACAAUUCAAGGCCUGGUUCUGGCAAGAAACACUGGUUUGUUUCAUUGAUGGAUCACAAGAAGUCCAACCGGUAAAGGUGGAUCACAGAGCUGAACAAAUGUUCUUCACUGACCCCUUGACACCAUAUGGUCCCCAAUACAGUACUGCCUUCACUUCCUGCUGGAAAAGCAGCCCUGGCAUCAACAACAUACACAUACUGUACACAAACAUACUGACACACACAUACAUUCCUGUCUCCCCCCUAAAUCCCUAACCACACACACAUAAUCCCACUGUAGUCCGGCCAGGGGUCCUCUGCUCCAUCUCAGUGCGUAAGGGAAAAGCAACGUGAGCCACUUCCUGACGGUUACUGAGUUACCGCAAAGUAAUUCCAGGAGCUGUAAUGAUGGUGUGUUUGAGAGGCUGUGUCAGAGAGAGAGAUUGGGUAAUACUAGGAGAGGGACUGGGUUUAGGGUUAUGGGGGAAUUGGGCCAGGUAAUGUUGAAAUAUUUAUGAAACAGGUUUCUGUGGGAUUGUAGUGUGUGUGUGUGUGUGUGUGUGUGUGUGUGUGUGUAUCCGACAUUCUUCUCUCUUUUAUUUUAUGUCCUCCAUAAAACCAGCUCCAUACCCUGUGCUGCUGCUGCAAGAGUUACGCAACUAUGGACAAAGCCCCAUCUCACAACCUCCCUCCAUCCCGCUAAACCUCCCUCCUUCCAUCCCCCUAUACCUCCCCCUAUAUCUCCCUCCUUCCAUCCCCCUAUACCUCCCCCUAUAUCUCCCUCCUUCCAUCCCCCUAUACCUCCCCCUAUACCUCCGUCCUUCCAUCCCCCUAUAUCUCCCUCCCUCCAUCCCCCUAUAUCUCCCUCCCUACAUCCCCCUAUACCUCCCUCCGUCCAUCCCCCUAUACCUCCCUCAUCUCCCUAUACCUCCCUCCAUUCCACUAUAUCUCCUCCCUUCCAUCCCCCUAUACCACCCCUAUACCUCCCCUAUACCUCCCUCCCCCAUACCCCCCCCCCUUAUACCCUAUACCUCCCUCUCCAUCCCCCUAUACCUCCCUCCAUCCCUAGACUCCCCUGUUCCAUUCCCCUAUACCUCCCUCUCCCCCCUAUACUCAUCUCCAUCCCCCUAUACCUCCCUCCCUCCCUCUAUACCUCCCUCAUCCCCCUAAACCUCCCUCCAUUCCACUAUACCUCCCCCAUCCCCUAUAACCUCCCUGCUUCCAUCUCCCCUUACCUCCCCAUCCCUAGUCACCUCUAUCCUCCAUCCCCCUAACCUCCCUCCUCCAUUCCUCCCUCCUAUACCAUCCCCCUUCAUCCUUCUUUCCAUCCUCUACACCUCCUUUCAAACCCUCCCCCCACUCUAGUUAGUUUCCUGUAUGUACAUAUCUAGGAUCAGCUUUCCCUUCCCCAAGCCUAACCUUAACCAUUAGGGGAAGAAAACUGACCUUAGAUCAGCAUCUACAAGCAACGUCAUCUCUGUUACAUCUGGUUUUCUCUGCUGAUGCAGAUAGCUUGUGUGUGUCAUUCUGGGGGCUCGUAUUGUGUGUUCAUGUGUGUGUGUGACUGUGUUCAUGUGUGUGUGUGACUGUGUUCAUGUGUGUGUGUGACUGUGUUCAUGUGUGUGUUUGUGCGUGCGUGCGUGCGUGUGUGUGAGUCUGGAAGUCGUAAAGUUGAACACUAUUGUAUCAUCAGCAACACUGUGACUAACUUUAUAGAUCCUCUUACUCUGCUACAACCACAGCCAUAAAGAGAGGGAGAGAGAGAGUUUGGCCUGUAUACUGAUUAUAUGAACUAUGAACUAGUGGCUCCUGCUGCUACUAGAUGUCUAGAUGUCUAUGGUCUGUGUGUGCGUGCGGCAAUGUCAUCAUGUAAAUGACGUGUGUGUGGAGGAAAACAGAAGCGAGAUUGCAUUCUGCAAUCUGUCUCGCAGUGAUGACAUCAUGGGUGUAGCAUGUAUCUGGCGCUAGGCCUCUGACAAGCUGUCUGAGACUAAUGUGCAGAGAGAGCUGUUAACAGGUGUGUGUUAAUGUGGCGUGUGUGUGCGUGCACGAGUGCGUAGGUGCGUGCACGUGUUUGUGUGUGCUGUGCCUGCGUGUGUGUGUGUGUGUGUGUGUGUGUAUGCUGGUCUCUUUAGUAGUUGAGUAGUGUGUUUCUGUGUCUCUAGCACAUUGAUUCAAUACAGCAUCAUUAAAGCUCAUACGUCAUUGUCACUGUCAGUGGCCUAAGCCUAUGGCACAGUCCUAUACAGACUGCCAGUAAGUAGCUCUGAGUAAGUGAGUGUUGCUUACACUUCUGACUCAUGAUCGAUCUCUCUUUUGGGCUCUCCUAUUUUUCUGGGAGUCUUAAAAUAACCUGGGUUAGUAAUGUGUCUGUUCUGAGUAAGAGAAGGAUGCUAGAGAGAGAUGGGGGAGAGGGGGUGUGUUUUGGGGGGUUGGUGACUGGGUGAAAAGCUGUCUGACUCAUGACUGAGCUCUGCUUUGGGGGUACUCUUGUAUGUUUUGAACUGUUUUCAUCCAAACCUCAGGUCUGCUCCUACUGCUACACUGACCACCACCACCACUGCUCUGUCAGACCCCUCACUCACACUCCCUCUCUCACUCACUUUCUCUGUCUGGCACUACAAUGGAACACAGAGAGUUAAGGACCCACUGGGAUUCAUCAGUCCUCAUGACUCAUUUGUACAACUUAAGUCAGAAAACACUCUAUACAGACAAGUUAAUAACAGCUGAAAUUGAGCAAUAUUUAGUUAACUUUUUAGUUUUUAGCUUUGUAAGGCGUAAAAUCACACACAUAACAGUGAAGUGGAAAGGCUGAGUUGACAUCUUGGUGAGGUCAGUAUGAUGAUGGGCUCAUUAAACGGGAUGUGGACUAGGUUAGUGUCGCCGGUGUAAAAUGGAACAGGAUCGUGACACAGUACCUUUAAUUACACACCAGUCUGUGAUGAAUCUCUCCUCUUCCUCUUUCUUCUCACACAAACACAAACACAAACACGCACACACAAACACAGCCUGGAAAGAGUGACACUGAACUCCAACUUGACCUCUGACCCAUUCUUUCCCUUCCCCUUCCCCCUCUCCUCUGUCUUAUCUUUCCCCUUUCCUCUCUCCUCCUUCCUUCUCUCCCUAUUUCCACCCCAUUCUCCCAGUUAAGUAGAGCUUUUAUCCUACAUCAGUGUUAAUCCUGCCUCCCUCAGCCCCCAUUACCCACUCUGCAUAGGGAAAUAAGAUACACUUCCAUUGGAAUACCACCCUUUAGAAAUACCACACUCUGCUAUUCUGAGAUUAGAUUCCCCAUCCCUGUGGAUUGUUAUUGAAAUGAGCUGAAGCAGCCAGGGGCUUAUGAGGUCACAGUGUUUUUGAGGGGUCAUCCAUUUUAACACCCUCCACCUCCCAGUCCUCAUCAAGUCCCAUUGGUGGUGAAUGAGGUGACAGUGGAAGGAAAAGGUGACAGUACUUACCAUGUAAAGCACUUUGUUCUGAUUAGCUGUGAUCUCUGGUAACGGUGCUGGGUGUCACUCAGGUGUUUCUGUUCUAUAUGUAGGGAGGGAAAACAGUGGUCCAGCAGGUCCCACACAGCUCUGACCUAGUUCAGCUGGCCUGGUCUGAGCAGAUGAGCUGCCAUAAACAGCACUCUGUUUACUGUCUACUGGUCAGACUGCUGAGUCACUGGGGGAGGGAGGGAGGGAGGGAGGGAGGGAGGAAAAGGGGAAAGAGAGAGGUAGGAGAAGAGGAGGGAGGUUGGAAAGGUAGAGAGGUGCAGUGAUCAGUAGUAAUCAUAGCCUCAAGUCUAGAGUGGUGGGAGCGGGGUAAACAAAGGGGAGGUGGUGGGAGGAGAGGGAUUUGGAGAGAGAGAGGGGGGAGGAGGUGAGGAGGAGGGAGGUUGGCUGUCUAGAGGGUAAUGGGAGGUGAGUGGAUGGAGGGAUUUGGGGAGAGAGGGAAGGGUGAGGGGAUGCUGAGGGGAGGUAGAGGUGAGCAGUCAGCCGACUGUGAUUCACACUCUCUCAAGCCAGACAUACCACACCCCUAUUGCUGCAGGCAACAGGCUGGGCCUACGCUGGGCCUCUCUCUCUCUCUCUCUCGCUCUCUCUCUCUGUCUGUCUGUCUUUUGCACAUAUUCUUGCAUUCUCAGGCCAAGGCUACACUAUUGCACAGACUCUCCCCCUCCUUCCCUCUCUGUGUUUCUCCCCUCCUCUCCUUCAGUCUGUGGUGGGCCAGUCUCAUCAUGUUAAGCCCACAGUCAUUAGGCUUUUAUUUGUUCUUAUGUGUAACUAUGUGCUGCUGAAUCCUUGUGUUUAUGUGUGGCCUGCCCAUACAUCGCUCCUGACCCAAAAUAGACAAGACAGCCAAAGCUUAUGGGUGUAUAUCUGCAGAACGGAUCUUUCACACACACACUGACGUCUGUUUCUCUAUCUCACAAACACACACACACACACACACACACACACUCUAUCGCAGUCUGUGUUGCACAAAGAGCUCUUUCUCUCUCUGUGCCUGUGCGUUCGAGUGUGUGUGUGUGUGUGUGUGUGUGUGUGUGUGUGUGUGCCAGCCUUGUUGUUUGUCCUCAGGCUUUGUAUGGAGACAGUCAUGACUCCUCUGAAACCUAGUCAGUCUGUCUGUCUGGCUGCUAGAUGCCCAAGAGACCCGCCUGUUUACUGCACACACACACAACCACCCCCACCGACACCCACACGCAGGGGGAGAGGGGUGAAUGAACUCUCAUACCACUCGAAAUAAUAUCCAGACACCAUUUUAACUCUCUCUGUCCAGUUAGAAGGAAGUUACCCCUCGCUCCAUUUCCAGCAGUCCUUUUUUAAAGACUCCAAUGGCAUUUACUAAACAAACAAUAUUGUAUUCCUGCUGAUGUUGUCUUUACCAACCAUAGGAAUGUACUGUUAACCAGACAUGGACUUAAUUUCACUAUGCCACAUAGAGAAUGACUAGCAGAGAGAUGUGGGGUAAAGGCAUCGCUCUGUGUGGUUUCACUAAAACUGACUCUGAUUAGGGUUGGUGGCUGCAAUUAUGUCUCUGUGUGUGUGUGUGUGUGUGUGUGUGUGUGUGCAUGCAUGCGUGUAUGUGUGUGCAUGUGUGUGUGCAUGUUUUCUAGUGAUGUGAAAAGCUGAGACAGGGUUUUUAGGGUAGAUCCUCUCUCUCUGGGGUCCAGGGUUUGGAUGGGUCUGACUGUUCUUCCUUACCAAUCAUAUGGAGAACAUCUACCCACCAUCCCUCGCUCUCUCUUCUCCUCCUCUCGACAGAACCAAACCCUUAUGCUGUAAUGUACUACACACAUUGACUGUCUUUGAAAAUGUGAGAAUGGUUAAAGUAAAGACCGAUGAAGAGAGAGGGGAGCAAGAGAGAGGGGGGUGAGACAAUAGAGAGUGGGGGGUGGGAUAGAAAGAGAGAGGGGUGAGGAGAAAAGAGAUGGUAGAGACAACGAGAGAGGGGGCUCCUCUACCGUAUCGCCCACUAGUCGCUCUGUUUCAUCGCUCCCUUGCGCAUAUACCUCCUCUUUUUCGCGAUCCGCGUACUCGAUGGUGACGAUCGCACUAUGCUCUUUUUCUCUCUCCCUUCGAUCCCCAACUUCUCUCUGUUUUCUCUCUCCACCUCUCUUUUUUCUCUCUCCCUCCUCCUUUUUCCUCUCCUUCUCGUCUCUUCCUUUUGUCCUCUCCCUUUCUCUUUUUCUCUCUCCCCUCUCUCUCUUGUUCUCUCUCCCUCUCUUCUUUUUCUCUCCGCCCCUCUUUUUGCUCUCCCCUCUCUCUUUUGCUCUCUCCCAUCCUCUCUUUUUCUCUUCUCUGUUUUGCGCUCUCUCUCCCGUUUUCGUCUUUCUUCGCUUUUUCUCUCUGCUCCUUUUUCUCGCUCCUCUCUUGUUUCGUCUCUCCACUCUCUCCUUAUUCCUCUACUCUUUUCUUUUCUCUCUCCCUUUCUCUUCUUUUCUCUCCACCCUCGCUCUUUUUCUCUCCCCCCUAGAGGGGGAGAGACAAAGAGAGAGGGGGAGAGACAAAGAGAGAGGUGAGACAAAAUAGAGAGGUGGGGAGAGACAAGAGAGGAGGGGGGCAGAGACAAAGAGAGGAAGGGGGAGCUUUUCACCCGCCACUCGCCCCCUUAGGGGGGAGAGAGAAAGAAGGAGAUAUACCAGCUGAGCAGCAGGUAUUGACUUUAUGAGAUACUUCAGAAGACACAAUAUUUUUCCCCACACACACACACACACACACACUACCCUGUGGGUUGCCAGACAUCUGGAGUGGGGUUAGAAAACGCUGAAUGAAAGAAACUUUAAUCACACUCGAUUGGUUGUGUGACCCCGGCCGUGGGCCAAUCAAAACAGCCCUAGCAGUGUUAUCUGUCUCUGAAUGAUUGUCUAACGGACUGUUUUACUGCCCGCUAGGCUUCACUGCAUCUCAGCCCCCGGUGUCUGUGUGUGUGUCUGUGUGUGUGUCUGUGUGUGUGUGUGUGUGUGUGUGUGUGUGUGUGUGUGUGUGUGUGUGUGCAUACGUGUGUGCUUCUCUCUGGACAUCCGGCAGUGGUUUUCUAACCUGUGAAGUCACACCUCUCUCCAUCUGUGUGUUCAGGUCAAGAAAAUAUUUAGGGCCUCGAAAGGAUGGUAUUAAAUAGUAUCAUAAUAUAUCAUAUCUUUUUCAAGGUGUUUGUUUUGACAGAGGAGGUGUGCUUUCAAACCUCAGGGUAAUUAGUAUUGGUGGCACUGCUCAGAGUAAAAUAUACGGAGAGAUGCAUGUUGGACAGCCAAGAUCAACCCUGGUCUGAGUUCAAGGAGGAACAGUAGAGGGUUUGUAGGCUGUAAACACACCAGGACAGGGCUGAGGCUGUGUGUGUGUGUGUUUGUGUUUGUGUGUGUGUGUGCGCGUGGUUGUGUGUAAAUGUGCGUGUCUGUAGCCUACAUUUGAGACUGUGAGGAGUGAGAACCAGGCCAUUUCAGCCCCUCUGUCCACAUAAAUCAAAACCCUAAAACUUGCAACCAUAUACAGUGGGGGAAAAAAGUAUUUAGUCAGCCACCAAUUGUGCAAGUUCUCCCACUUAAAAAGAUGAGAGAGGCCUGUAAUUUUCAUCAUAGGUACACGUCAACUAUGACAGACAAAAUGAGAAAAAAAAUCCAGAAAAUCACAUUGUAGGAUUUUUAAUGAUUUUAUUUGCAAAUUGUGGUGGAAAAUAAGUAUUUGGUCAAUAACAAAAGUUUCUCAAUACUUUGUUAUAUACCCUUUGUUGGCAAUGACACAGGUCAAAAGUUUUCUGUAAGUUUUCACAAGGUUUUCACACACUGUUGCUGGUAUUUUGGCCAAUUCCUCCAUGCAGAUCUCCUCUAGAGCAGUGAUGUUUUGGGGCUGUCGCUGGGCAACACGGACUUUCAACUCCCUCCAAAGAUUUUCUAUGGGGUUGAGAUCUGGAGACUGGCUAGGCCACUCCAGGACCUUGAAAUGCUUCUUACGAAGCCACUCCUUCGUUGCCCGGGCGGUGUGUUUGGGAUCAUUGUCAUGCUGAAAGACCCAGCCACGUUUCAUCUUCAAUGCCCUUGCUGAUGGAAGGAGGUUUUCACUCAAAAUCUCACGAUACAUGGCCCCAUUCAUUCUUUCCUUUACACGGAUCAGUCGUCCUGGUCCCUUUGCAGAAAAACAGCCCCAAAGCAUGAUGUUUCCACCCCCAUGCUUCACAGUAGGUAUGGUGUUCUUUGGAUGCAACUCAGCAUUCUUUGUCCUCCAAACACGACGAGUUGAGUUUUUACCAAAAAGUUAUAUUUUGGUUUCAUCUGACCAUAUGACAUUCUCCCAAUCCUCUUCUGGAUCAUCCAAAUGCACUCUAGCAAACUUCAGACGGGCCUGGACAUGUACUGGCUUAAGCAGGGGGACACGUCUGGCACUGCAGGAUUUGAGUCCCUGGCGGCGUAGUGUGUUACUGAUGGUAGGCUUUGUUACUUUGGUCCCAGCUCUCUGCAGGUCAUUCACUAGGUCCCCCCGUGUGGUUCUGGGAUUUUGCUCACCGUUCUUGUGAUCAUUUUGACCCCACGGGGUGAGAUCUUGCGUGGAGCCCCAGAUCGAGGGAGAUUAUCAGUGGUCUUGUAUGUCUUCCAUUUCCUAAUAAUUGCUCCCACAGUUGAUUUCUUCAAACCAAGCUGCUUACCUAUUGCAGAUUCAGUCUUCCCAGCCUGGUGCAGGUCUACAAUUUUGUUUCUGGUGUCCUUUGACAGCUCUUUGGUCUUGGCCAUAGUGGAGUUUGGAGUGUGACUGUUUGAGGUUGUGGACAGGUGUCUUUUAUACUGAUAACAAGUUCAAACAGGUGCCAUUAAUACAGGUAACGAGUGGAGGACAGAGGAGCCUCUUAAAGAAGAAGUUACAGGUCUGUGAGAGGCAGAAAUCUUGCUUGUUUGUAGGUGACCAAAUACUUAUUUUCCACCAUAAUUUGCAAAUAAAUUCAUUAAAAAUCCUACAAUGUGAUUUUCUGGAUUUUUUUUUUUCAUUUUGUCUGUCAUAGUUGACGUGUACCUAUGAUGAAAAUUACAGGCCUCUCUCAUCUUUUUAAGUGGGAGAACUUGCACAAUUGGUGGCUGACUAAAUACUUUUUCCCCACUGUAUGCAUCCCAGUCUGGCGGUGGUAGACCAUGAAGUACCAAUUGUCCUUGGUAAAUUAUUUUAAUAGAUUCUUAUGUUCUGUGAAUUUGACCUGGCCAGACUGGAUUGAGUUAAGUCUAUUUAUUAUGGGGAUUAUCUGUAAUGAUGUUGUGUCCAAGACAAGUUUCUCCCCACCAACUUGUUCCUGUUUAUCCAUGGCAGUGAGAGGGGAGGACAGGUGAGAAGAGAGGAGGACGAGACACGAGAGGAGAGUGUCUGUCUGUGGGUUGUUGUGUAAGCAUCUCGAGCGGGUCAGAAGUCAUCUUAAUACACAUGGCCCUUCCCAGGAGCCAUUGGGGCCUGCUGGUAUCAAUGAACUACGUUUCCCAUGUGUCCCACGGUUUACAACGAUAGCAACUAUGUAACUGUUUUUAUUUUCUUUCUUUGUUCCUUUCCUCAGGUCAGCCCCAGGCUCGAUUCCACCCACAUAGACCCCACCCAACCCUGCCUAACACAACCACACCAGCCAGCCACGCGACGGAGCCAAGCCCCACACAACAACGGCUCCAACUGCACGCACGCCCCUCACACCAACAGAGUGAGGAACGGAGGCACCUAUGAUCGGCCGGCCCCUGGCUCCCUCCCUAGGGCAGCCUCUUCCUCCUCCUCGUCUUCCUCGUCAGGGAUGAAGAACUCCAAGAAGCUCCAGUCCAACCCCUCCAUCACCUCUCAGAGGAGCAAGAGCUCCUCCAAAGAGGCAACAGCUCCCAGAUACCUACAGAGGUACAGGAUGGUGAGUUGCUACUUACUUCCCAGUCUAUCUCAGGGUAUCCUAUACUUCCUACCCUCCUCCUGUGUCUCCCUCUCAUCUCCUAUUAUUCUCAAUCCCCUCUCCCGUCUGCCCAUCCUCUCCUUCAUCUUCACUCAACCUUUCUGUCUUUCUCUUUCGUACUCCCCUCUUUCCAAAACAGUAAUGUCAUUUCUCAACCAACUUAACAGGACAAAUAAGUAAUAACGCCCCCGUCUCUCCUCCCCCUCAGACUGUUGUGUUCACUGUAAUCCUGGCCUGUCUUUCUGUGAGUUCCUGACUCUGUUUAACAUCGUGUUGGACUGUUGCCACCUGCGGUUCGUGUGGCGGGGGACGACUCUGCGUGUUUCUGCUUCGCUGCGCGCCGGAGGAGUGUGGCGACUGUGAACUGCCAUGUGGAACAUGGAACUGGUGGGAUCAUAGACGCGGGGCUGUGAUCUGCAGACUGCCUGGAGAUCUGUAUGGAUGUGCUGGCGGCCUCUGUUUCUUCCUCCUGAGUCUCCCCCAACUGCAGUGGGUGAUAUGUAUAUCUCAUCACACACCACCCAUACAGCCAAAGGCUCAAUAGAGAUGUAUUGGAGGGGCAGGAAUCAUUGGCCAAUAUUGAAGGACAUAUUGAUAGUGCCUUGUCGUCAUGUAAGUCAUAUCACUUGGCUUUGACCCAAGGUCACGUGGGCUGACAUUGGUCAAUGUUGUGACAAUCCAUUGGAAUUGACCAAUCAAAGGAACAGGGACUCCUCUUUGGCUUGCCUGCUCACCUCUCUUCUGUGUUGCUGCGGUUUGCUAAGGUGGACUAUGGAUAUCUCCCUUGUACUCCAUUGCUAUGCCAAGAUGUGAUAGUGUAUGAUAGCUGUGCUCCACAUGGUUCUGACCGCUUAUCUCUCUGGACUGUUCCUUUGGACCCUCAUUGGAGCUGUCUCUUAUUUAGCAGGCAGCACCCCCUGUGGUCUCCAGAGGCCGCAGCAGCACCUGGAAUGGAUCUCGCCAAUGCUAAAAUGACCUCGCAGAUCAAAUGAGAAAAUGGUCCAUUUAAUAGAAUUUUAGUGUUUCUUUAUAUAAGACAGCAAGAGUAAUAGGAAAAUGGUCGCUCAGAUCUGGAGCAGAACCCUAGUUUGUCCUUUGGCAAUGUUAAAUCCUUCCAUUUUUAGUGCUAAUCAUUUCUCUCUUUCUCUCAACGUGCACAGUUUUCGUGUGGAGGGUGUGUACUGCAGUGUAGAUGGCUAGGACUGGGAGAAGGGGACUUGGCUACAAAACCAUGAAAUGUGUCCAACACUAACCACAUUUUCCAUCCACAGUUUUUAUGCGAGUGAAGUCAUACGUAUAAACAAAAAUCCAUGACGCUUGAUGAAAUAGACACGUUUUCGUUAAAAAGACGAACAAUUCCGAUCUGGGGUGGAUUCUUUUUGUGCCGGUGGACAUUAAUUAUGCGAGAAUUGUACAUAGGAUAGACACGACGCGCUUGACUGCAUUUGACAAUACAAAUCUUCUCGCUCUUAUCCAGUAAUAAUAUCGUAUCAGGUAGACGAGCCUACCCUGCACAGUAACUGCGAGCGGAUUUUGGCUAGCGCGCAUCUGCCAAGAACCAGAGUAGGCACAUGUGCUAUUUACCGCCACUUUUUUGUGACAAAAACUAUGGUAGAGUUGAAAAUGCGAUGGAAACCACAUUUGAAGUUUUGGUUUUAUUCGGUACCAAAAUGAAAACUUUUUGGUGUGCACUACUUUAAUCAGGCACUGACUUUUAAUAUGCACAUUUUCCUUUAUGUGAAUUCUAGAGUAAUCGAGAAAAUCAGUCGCUAUUGAAUGGAAACCAGCUACUGUACAAACAUUUUGUUCCAUAUCCCUGCCCAGCAUUAGCACACAUGAUUCAGCUAAUCCGAUUUUUAUUUAUGAAGAGUUGGAAUAGUGCUGGCUGGGCAGCGGGAAAGGUGAGGCUGUGUGUGUGUGUGUUUGUGUUUGUGUGUGUGUGUGCGCGUGGUUGUGUGUAAAUGUGCGUGUCUGUAGCCUACAUUUGAGACUGUGAGGAGUGAGAACCAGGCCAUUUCAGCCCCUCUGUCCACAUAAAUCAAAACCCUAAAACUUGCAACCAUAUACAGUGGGGGAAAAAAGUAUUUAGUCAGCCACCAAUUGUGCAAGUUCUCCCACUUAAAAAGAUGAGAGAGGCCUGUAAUUUUCAUCAUAGGUACACGUCAACUAUGACAGACAAAAUGAGAAAAAAAAUCCAGAAAAUCACAUUGUAGGAUUUUAAUGAUUUUAUUUGCAAAUUGUGGUGGAAAAUAAGUAUUUGGUCAAUAACAAAAGUUUCUCAAUACUUUGUUAUAUACCCUUUGUUGGCAAUGACACAGGUCAAAAGUUUUCUGUAAGUUUUCACAAGGUUUUCACACACUGUUGCUGGUAUUUUGGCCAAUUCCUCCAUGCAGAUCUCCUCUAGAGCAGUGAUGUUUUGGGGCUGUCGCUGGGCAACACGGACUUUCAACUCCCUCCAAAGAUUUUCUAUGGGGUUGAGAUCUGGAGACUGGCUAGGCCACUCCAGGACCUUGAAAUGCUUCUUACGAAGCCACUCCUUCGUUGCCCGGGCGGUGUGUUUGGGAUCAUUGUCAUGCUGAAAGACCCAGCCACGUUUCAUCUUCAAUGCCCUUGCUGAUGGAAGGAGGUUUUCACUCAAAAUCUCACGAUACAUGGCCCCAUUCAUUCUUUCCUUUACACGGAUCAGUCGUCCUGGUCCCUUUGCAGAAAAACAGCCCCAAAGCAUGAUGUUUCCACCCCCAUGCUUCACAGUAGGUAUGGUGUUCUUUGGAUGCAACUCAGCAUUCUUUGUCCUCCAAACACGACGAGUUGAGUUUUUACCAAAAAGUUAUAUUUUGGUUUCAUCUGACCAUAUGACAUUCUCCCAAUCCUCUUCUGGAUCAUCCAAAUGCACUCUAGCAAACUUCAGACGGGCCUGGACAUGUACUGGCUUAAGCAGGGGGACACGUCUGGCACUGCAGGAUUUGAGUCCCUGGCGGCGUAGUGUGUUACUGAUGGUAGGCUUUGUUACUUUGGUCCCAGCUCUCUGCAGGUCAUUCACUAGGUCCCCCCGUGUGGUUCUGGGAUUUUUGCUCACCGUUCUUGUGAUCAUUUUGACCCCACGGGGUGAGAUCUUGCGUGGAGCCCCAGAUCGAGGGAGAUUAUCAGUGGUCUUGUAUGUCUUCCAUUUCCUAAUAAUUGCUCCCACAGUUGAUUUCUUCAAACCAAGCUGCUUACCUAUUGCAGAUUCAGUCUUCCCAGCCUGGUGCAGGUCUACAAUUUUGUUUCUGGUGUCCUUUGACAGCUCUUUGGUCUUGGCCAUAGUGGAGUUUGGAGUGUGACUGUUUGAGGUUGUGGACAGGUGUCUUUUAUACUGAUAACAAGUUCAAACAGGUGCCAUUAAUACAGGUAACGAGUGGAGGACAGAGGAGCCUCUUAAAGAAGAAGUUACAGGUCUGUGAGAGGCAGAAAUCUUGCUUGUUUGUAGGUGACCAAAUACUUAUUUUCCACCAUAAUUUGCAAAUAAAUUCAUUAAAAAUCCUACAAUGUGAUUUUCUGGAUUUUUUUUUUUCAUUUUGUCUGUCAUAGUUGACGUGUACCUAUGAUGAAAAUUACAGGCCUCUCUCAUCUUUUUAAUUGGGAGAACUUGCACAAUUGGUGGCUGACUAAAUACUUUUUUCCCCACUGUAUGCAUCCCAGUCUGGCGGUGGUAGACCAUGAAGUACCAAUUGUCCUUGGUAAAUUAUUUUAAUAGAUUCUUAAUGUUCUGUGAAUUUGACCUGGCCAGACUGGAUUGAGUUAAGUCUAUUUAUUAUGGGGAUUAUCUGUAAUGAUGUUGUGUCCAAGACAAGUUUCUCCCACCAACUUGUUCCUGUUUAUCCAUGGCAGUGAGAGGGGAGGACAGGUUGAGAAGAGAGGAGGACGAGACACGAGAGGAGAGUGUCUGUCUGUGGGUUGUUGUGUAAGCAUCUCGAGCAGGGUCAGAAGUCAUCUUAAUACACAUGGCCCUUCCCAGGAGCCAUUGGGGCCUGCUGUAUCAAUGACUACGUUUCCCAUGUGUCCCACGGUUACAACGAUAGCAACUAUUGUAACUGUUUUUAUUUUCUUUCUUUGUUCCUUUCCUCAGGUCAGCCCCAGGCUCGAUCCACCCACAUAGACCCCACCCAACCCUGCCUAACACAACCCACCAGCCAGCCACGCGACGGAGCCAAGCCCCACACACACGGCUCCAACUGCACGCACGCCCCUCACACCAACAGAGUGAGGAACGGAGGCACCUAUGAUCGGCCGGCCCCUGGCUCCCUCCCUAGGGCAGCCUCUUCCUCCUCCUCGUCUUCCUCGUCAGGGAUGAAGAACUCCAAGAAGCUCCAGUCCAACCCCUCCAUCACCUCUCAGAGGAGCAAGAGCUCCUCCAAGAGCAACAGCUCCCAGAUACCUACAGAGGUACAGGAUGGUGAGUUGCUACUUACUCCAGUCUAUCUCAGGGUAUCCUAUACUUCCUCCCUCCUCCUGUGUCUCCUCUCAUCUCCUAUUAUUCUCAAUCCCCUCUCCCGUCUGCCCCAUCCUCUCCUUCAUCUUCACUCAACCUUUCUGUCUUUCUCUUUCCGUAGCUCCCUCUUUUCCAAACAGUAUGCAUUCUCAACCAACUUAACAGGACAAAUAAAGAUGAAUAACUCCCCCGUCUCUCCUCCCCCUCAGACUGUUGUGUUCACUGUAUCCUGGCCUGUCUGUUCUGUGAGUUCCUGACUCUGUGUAACAUCGUGUUGGACUGUGCCACCUGCGGUUCGUGUGCGGGGGACGACUCUGCGUGUUUCUGCUGCUGCUGCGCCUCGGAGGAGUGUGGCGACUGUGAACUGCCAUGUGACAUGGACUGUGGGAUCAUAGACGCGUGCUGUGAGUCUGCAGACUGCCUGGAGAUCUGUAUGGAGUGCUGCGGCCUCUGUUUCUCCUCCUGA